CGCUGUGGUCUAUGCAUACCGGCCGGUCUACGUUCUUUUGUUCUCCGAACGAAAUCCCGACAUUUCCUUGCAUCAUUUACACUGAAAAAUUCCCAAUAUCAACAUGUCAUACGAACAGGCUACACCUGAAAGAAUCACCAAGGUCUUUAUUGGUGGUCUCAAGGAUCUAACAGAAGAAGAUCUCAGAACCUACUUCUCAAAGUUUGGAGAAUUUUCAACUGAAAGAAAUGGCAAACCAACAACAGGGAUUGAACUUAUCAAGGACAAGGAGACUCAAGUGCCAAAAUUUGCCUUCCUGCAUUACAAGAAUGUAUCUGAUUGUGACAGUUGUAUAAAAUCCAGUCCUCACUUUAUAAAAAAUGUUAAGCUGAUGCCCAGGUUAGCUGUCAACAAGGAGCUGAAUUAUGCGCUGCGACAAUGUGAGAAGGAUGGCCAGUCUGGGAAGCUAAAGGUGUUUAUUGGUGGUCUCCCAGGUUCAGCUGAUGAAGAGAAGGUGAAGACUACUCUUGAAAGCCACUUUGCUAAUAUGAAGGUUCAGAAAGUGAUCGUGAAGAGAGUCAAGGAGACACUAAAGCCUAGAGGCUUUGGGUUCCUCACUUUAGAGGAUGAUCACGAUGUAGCUAAAGCUUGCGAGAUUCGUCAUUUCAUCAUCGAUGGCAAACAGGUUGAAUGUAAACUCGCACCCGACAAUCAGCAGGGAGGACAGGGUGGCGGUUUCGGUGGUGGCCGAGGUGGUGGACAGGACCGUGGAGGAUUUCGCGGUGGAUAUGGCCAAGGUGGACGUGGAGGCGGCCGUGGAGGUGGAAGCAGCAAUUGGCAGCAAGAAAGUUAUGGCGGCGGUGGUGGUGGAUAUGGCGCAGGCUACGAGAGCUGGGGAAAUGAAAGUUAUGAUGAUGGCAGCUACUACGCUCAAGACACCUCCUACAGCUACAAUCAAAAUGGCGGCAAUGGCUAUGAUGCUGGUUACAAUUAUGACACGGGUUAUGGUCAGAGCUCAGGAAGUGAUUAUUAUGGCAGCGGAGAUGGAUACAGUCAGUCGCAAGGUGGAUAUGGAGGUGCAAGAGGCGGCGGACGAGGCCGAGGUGGUGCUAGUAGUUAUGGCGGUGGACGAGGAGCCGCUCGGGGUGCAGGUGGUCGUGGAGGUGCCCGAGGGGGUGGUCGAGGAGCUCCACGUCAUCACCCUUACCAACAACAAUCAUACUAAACUGAAACGACACCAGAGUAGGAGUUGGUUGUUGGUUAGUUCAAGGAGAGGACAUUAUACAAGACACACUGCAGGAUUGUGUUGUUUUGUACUGGAAGUCUAUUUUGUAUUUUCAUCAAGGGGUAGUGGCAUAUCAGCUUCACUAUUUUUAGA
Lineus longissimus is the source of this 1357-nucleotide messenger RNA. RefSeq lists its product as uncharacterized. NCBI's taxonomy places the organism in Eukaryota, Metazoa, Nemertea, Pilidiophora, Heteronemertea, Lineidae. The coding region runs from base 104 to 1204 and encodes 366 amino acids. Gene Ontology annotation, molecular function: mRNA binding. The transcript is spliced from 10 exons. Gene Ontology annotation, biological process: regulation of translation. The record is from RefSeq and is a predicted model, not a curated record.